Lolium rigidum is the source of this 612-nucleotide messenger RNA. RefSeq names its product bifunctional adenosine 5'-phosphosulfate phosphorylase/adenylylsulfatase HINT4-like. The record is from RefSeq and is a predicted model, not a curated record. The transcript has 6 exons. Bases 14 to 463 code for a protein of 149 amino acids. Gene Ontology annotation, molecular function: catalytic activity. NCBI's taxonomy places the organism in Eukaryota, Viridiplantae, Streptophyta, Magnoliopsida, Poales, Poaceae.
GAAGAGGACGCCGAUGGCUGACGCUGACUGGUGCGUGUUCUGCGACAUCGCCGGCCGCGCCCCCGGCUCCACCACCGAUCUCCUCUACUCCGAUGACAAGGUCGUCGCGUUCCAGGACAUCGACCCGUCCGCGUUCAGGCACUAUCUUGUCAUACCCAUUGAGCAUAUACCAACUGUAAAUGAUCUCCGAAUAACCAACGAACAUCACCAGUUAGUUAGUCACAUGGUGAAGGUGGGAAAAGAUUUACUCGAUCGAGAUGCUCCCAUAUCUGAGGAACAUAGAUUUGGUUUUCAUCAACCCCCAUUUAAUAGUAUUGAUCACCUUCAUCUUCACUGCCUGGCACUGCCAUUUAUGCCCAGCUGGAGGCAAGUAAAAUAUACACCAUUGGGUCCCCUGGGGGGUUUUAUUGAUGCCGAGAAGCUAUUGGAAAACAUAAAACCGCAAACAGAAGCAAACAGUUAAUACCAACAUUUCCCUAUUAUUCUUCCUGUUAGCACACAUCUUCUUUUUUUGCUUGCAUUAUCACUUGUAUAUAAUUUGCAUCGCAAUCACUAUUUUUGGAUCGCUGUAAAUUCAGAAUACUUGGUAUGUAAUGCUAUACUGAAUUAACC